Messenger RNA from Prionailurus viverrinus (fishing cat), 1254 nucleotides. RefSeq names its product triggering receptor expressed on myeloid cells like 2 (gene TREML2). The record is from RefSeq and is a predicted model, not a curated record. The transcript is spliced from 5 exons. Lineage: Eukaryota; Metazoa; Chordata; Mammalia; Carnivora; Felidae. Gene Ontology annotation, cellular component: cell surface. Gene Ontology annotation, biological process: T cell activation. Gene Ontology annotation, molecular function: signaling receptor activity. Bases 207 to 1208 code for a protein of 333 amino acids.
UCUGCGGGGCCCCACGGUCUGCGGAUCACAGUGGGUCCUACAACUUCCUCACUUCCCUAAAUGGGCAACUGCGCUUUCAGAACGCCAGGUCCUUCCCUGGCAGACCUAAGUGGCACGUCCUGCAGCGGCCUGGGGCCCUAACCCUGGAGCGGGGGGGUGUCCCUGGCCCCCUAUUGGCCUGUGACUGUCCCCAACUGGAUGGAGCCAUGGCUCCCGCAUUCCUGCUGCUGCUGCUGCUGCUACUGUGGCUCCAGGGCCCUGUCUCAGGUGUCCCUGCCGAGAACGUGUACACUAAAGUGCAGCACCUUGAAGGGGAGACUCUGUCUGUGCAGUGCUCCUACAAGAGCCGUAAAAACCACGUGGAGGGCAAGGUAUGGUGCAAAAUCAGGAGGAAGAAGUGCGAGCCUGGAUUCACCAGGGUCUGGACGCAGGGGCCACGCUACCUGCUGCAGGAUGACGCGAAGGCCAAGGUAGUCAAGAUCACCAUGGCAGCCCUCAGGCGCCAGGACUCGGGCCGGUACUGGUGCAUGCGCAACAGCUCGGGGACCCUGUACCCUCUGACGGGCUUCCUUCUGGAGGUGUCUCCAGCCUCCGCCAUCAAGAGAAGCACUCCUCUUCCACAGCUGGCCAGUAUCCUCCAGAGUGGAAUUGUCGUCACCGAGGGCCCAGCCCCCACCUCAGGCCCCGAUGCCCCUUUCACCACCAGUGUGACAGUGCUCACACCUGGUCUCUUCACCAUGACCAGACUCGUGCCCUCUGCUGCCUCAGGGUCCAUCAGACUGACCUCCAUGACAGGCUACAGCUUCACCAGCGCUGGCUCCUCUACCAUGGGGCCCGGGAGGACCAUGGGGUCCCAGACCGUGACUGUGCCCCCCAGCGAUGCCGGUGCCUUUUCUGCCAGCCCAGUGUCUGUGUCUACCGGGGCUGGGCCCCCGCGUGCCAGAUCACCCACCACGGGAACGUGCCAUACCAGUGGGUCUCUCAUCAACAAAUUAUCCCCUGACAGGCACCAGGAUUCAUAUCCCAUUGUGCUCCUGGGGGUGCUGACCUUCCUCCCAGUGCCUGUGAUGUUGAUCGUGGUCUAUGGGUUCUGGAAGAAGAGACACAUGGGGAGCUACAGGGUGUGCGACAAUCCUGCUAGAGCCUGGAGGGACCCACUUGGAAGCCCGGAGCCUCCGUGGAAGCCUGCUUGGUCCGAGGCCACUUAACUAUGGAGUAGGAAAGCUGUUCCUGGAGGGGCCCUAGGAGGCCAGG